GGAAUAUCCAAAAAAUAACAUAAUAUCCCCUUUUCUUCUCUAGCUGUUUAGGAAAGAGGGAUAACAACACAACGCAAUACAAUCAGAAUCAGAAAUUCAUUGAUUUCCUUAUCAGCCGAAGUACCCUCCCUCAAUUACAAUGUGAAGCACCUCUCUCCCCUCUUAAAUACUCUGAUUCGGUUUCCACAAUACCUCCCUGAAAAAACCACUGCAUAAUAACGCAUUGCCUUAUUUAUAUAUAUUAACAUAUAUUGCUACAUAAAUUGAAAAACCGUCCUCACCAAUUGCAAUUCCAGUUGGUGGUUUACGACUUUUGCGAGUUUUUGAGAUUUUGACCCAUCAAACCCCACGUAACCGCUGUGCAGAUCUGAGGCCAAAUUUAGCAUCUUUCGGUACUCCAAAAUUCAAAUGCUCCAUUGGUUAUUUCCAAUUUUCGAUUUUUUGAGAUUCUGAGCGAGAAGACAUGGAGCACGUGGGGUUUUCGAAAGCGGCGAUAGCCGAUCAUGGCCGCGGCAAGAAAACGGGUCCGGUUUCGAUGGAUCACGUGCUUCUUGCUCUGCGCGAGACCAAGGAUGAGAGGGAUCUUCGAAUUCGGAGUCUCUUCAAUUUCUUCGAUGCUGCGAAUAAUGGGUACUUGGACUAUGCUCACAUUGAGGCCGGUUUGUCUGCACUGCAGAUUCCCCCUGAGUAUAAGUAUGCAAAGGAGCUUUUCAAGGUGUGUGAUGCUGAUAGGGAUGGAAGGAUCGAUUACCGCGACUUUAGGCGUUACAUGGAUGACAAGGAGUUGGAGCUUUACCGCAUAUUUCAGGCUAUUGAUGUGGAGCACAAUGGCUGCAUUCUCCCUGAAGAGCUUUGGGAUGCUCUUGUCAAGGCUGGGAUUGAAAUUGACGAGGAAGAGCUUGCUCGCUUUGUGGAGCAUGUUGACAAGGAUAAUAAUGGAAUUAUCACUUUUGAAGAGUGGAGAGAUUUUCUUCUACUUUAUCCUCAUGAAGCGACUAUUGAAAACAUAUAUCAUCAUUGGGAGAGGGUGUGCCUUGUUGACAUUGGAGAACAAGCUGUUAUUCCCGAAGGCAUCAGCAAGCAUGUGCACAGGAGCAGAUAUUUUAUUGCAGGGGGGAUAGCAGGAGCUGCUUCUCGUACAGCAACUGCUCCUCUUGAUCGUCUAAAGGUGCUCUUACAAGUUCAGACUGGACGAGCUUCUAUUAUGCCGGCAGUGAUGAAGAUAUGGCGACAAGAUGGUUUAUUAGGGUUUUUCCGAGGUAAUGGAUUGAAUGUUGUGAAGGUAGCUCCAGAGAGUGCCAUCAAGUUUUAUGCUUAUGAAAUGCUGAAAAAUGUAAUUGGAGAUGCUCAAGAUGGCAAGUCAGAUAUUGGUACUGCAGGAAGACUUUUUGCAGGUGGUAUGGCUGGUGCAGUUGCACAGAUGGCUAUCUAUCCAAUGGAUCUUGUCAAAACUAGGUUACAGACUUGUGCUUCUGAUGGUGGAAGGGUUCCUAAGCUUGGCACACUUACAAAGGAUAUAUGGGUCCAUGAGGGACCUCGGGCUUUCUACAGAGGGCUUGUUCCAUCUCUUCUUGGUAUGAUUCCUUAUGCAGGGAUUGAUCUCACUGCAUAUGACACCUUGAAAGAUCUAUCCAAGAGAUAUAUUCUUUAUGACAGUGAUCCUGGUCCUCUAGUACAACUCGGAUGUGGGACUGUUUCAGGUGCUCUUGGAGCUACAUGUGUCUAUCCGCUGCAGGUUAUUCGUACAAGACUGCAGGCACAACCUGCCAACAGUACUAGUGCUUACAAGGGAAUGUCUGAUGUUUUCUGGAAAACUCUUAAGGAUGAAGGUUUUAGAGGUUUCUACAAGGGACUCAUUCCUAAUCUCCUCAAAGUUGUGCCAGCUGCAAGCAUUACUUAUAUGGUUUAUGAAAGUAUGAAGAAGAGUCUAGAUCUUGAAUAGAGUGUCAUAGAGAUUACUAGCUAAGUUCAAAUAUUAUAAAGUCUUGAAUUGUUGAUGGUGAUGAAAAAAGAACAGAGAUUACUAGUCCUGUAGGAACUAUUACAAAAUAGUCAUUCUUCUGAGGAUAUCUUAAAACACGAUUUUGUAGUCAGAAAGUUUUUCCCCAUGCUUAUCUGAACUAAAAUGUUGAGAAAUUAGGUUGUAUUCUAGAUAUACCAAGGUAAUAGGUGUUAUCCUUUUCAAUCUGUACUUUUCCCACUAUUUCCUAUAGUCAAAAGUGAAGACACAUAAUUGUGUUUCUCCUCUAUGUUCAUGUCACUAGAAAUACCAUUUACUUAGAAAUUGACGUAUGGAUUUGUGUGAAUAAAAUUGAUGGAUGGAAUGAUGGCAAAAUGAAUUAUUAUCAGUUCUCCAGUGAAGAAGAUUCGGUUGUUCAAAUUUCUUUCUGUUGAAUGUACUAUGUAACUAACCCUACAUGCAAGUGCAAGGAACAUGCGUUGGAAACGAAAUAAAGAUUGUUAACGUACUUGGGUUCA
This is a messenger RNA of Glycine soja, 2478 nucleotides long. Its product is annotated as calcium-binding mitochondrial carrier protein SCaMC-2-B. Gene Ontology annotation, biological process: transmembrane transport. The coding region runs from base 464 to 1942 and encodes 492 amino acids. Gene Ontology annotation, molecular function: calcium ion binding; ATP transmembrane transporter activity. The transcript is spliced from 5 exons. The record is from RefSeq and is a predicted model, not a curated record. NCBI's taxonomy places the organism in Eukaryota, Viridiplantae, Streptophyta, Magnoliopsida, Fabales, Fabaceae.